Molecule: messenger RNA, 2470 nt
Organism: Clarias gariepinus (North African catfish)
Lineage: Eukaryota; Metazoa; Chordata; Actinopteri; Siluriformes; Clariidae
Gene: ap4b1
Product: adaptor related protein complex 4 subunit beta 1
Exons: 11
Coding region: 159-2393 (744 amino acids)
Biological process (GO): vesicle-mediated transport; intracellular protein transport
Cellular component (GO): clathrin adaptor complex; membrane coat
Molecular function (GO): clathrin binding
Source: RefSeq, a predicted model, not a curated record
CCGGAAGUAUCGGUCUUGUUUCCGAGCUCACGCUUGGACAAUCUCCCCAUAAACAAAAUGUAUCUAGAUAUUUUUAAGUCCCGUCUCCACCCGAUGAUUACACUUUAAAAAGCGGAAUAAACCAUUUUACCGGGAUUAAGUAACUAAUCAGCGAGACGAUGCCGUAUUUCGGGUGCGAGGAGACGGUGAAGGACCUGAAGAGGGCGCUGUCCAAUCCAAAUGUCCAAGCAGACCGGCUCCGCUACAGAAAUUACAUCACACGGGUCAUCAGGUGUAUGACGGAGGGUGUGGACGUGUCGAGUGUGUUCAUGGAGAUGGUGAAGGCGAGCGCGACGGUGGACGUGGUGCAGAAGAAGCUGGUGUUUCUCUACAUGGUGACGUUCGCCGCGGUGAAACCCGACAUGGCUCUGCUCGCGAUAAACACGCUGAGGAAGGACUGCGACAACCCGAACCCCAUGAUCCGCGGCCUGGCGCUCCGCAACAUGUGCAACCUCAGGAUGCCCGGAAUAAUCGAGUACAUCCAUCAGCCGGUCCUGAACGCACUGCGGGACAAAUCGUCCUACGUGAGGAGAGUAGCCGUGUUAGGAUGCGCCAAAAUACACAGCCUCCAACCUGAAGCUGAGAUCGAUGGCGCUAUGGUGAACGAGCUGUACUCUCUGUUGAGAGACCCCGACCCUGUAGUGAUGGUAAACUGCCUGCGUGCUCUGGAGGAGAUCUUACACCAGGAAGGAGGCGUCGUCAUCAACAAGCCCAUCGCUCACCACCUCAUCAACAGGCUGAAGGAUUUGGACAGCUGGUCUCAGAGCGAAGUUCUCACGUUCCUCCUGCGUUACCGUCCCCGAAACGACGACGAGCUCUUCGACAUCCUCAGCCUGAUCGACACCUUCCUGCUCAGCGCUCAGCCGCCCGUCAUGGCCGCCACACUCCGCCUUUUCCUGCAUUUAGCUGCCGCUCAGCCAACGGUGCAGGCUGACGCCCUUACGCGUGCCCGGGGCCCCCUGCUGGCAGCCUGCGGAGCUGCAGCCCGCGAAAUGCGCUUCACAGCGCUCUGCCACGUGCAGCAGGUCCUCCGGAGUCAACCAACCGCAUACGGCAGCCAUUACAAACGCUUCUUCUGCGCUUUCUCUGAACCGACGUACAUCAAACUCCGCAAAAUGGAGAUCCUGGAGGAGCUGGUGAACGACGAGAAUGUAGCACUGAUCUUAGAGGAAAUGAAGAGUUACUGUACUGACGUCUCCACCGAACUGGCCCAGGCUGCCAUUAAAGCGAUAGGCCGGAUCGGACGAACGUACACUGAGAAGUGUCUGGAGAUUCUCACAGGAUUGUUGGCACUGAAGCAGGAACACAUCACUUCUGCUGUGUUACAGACGUACAGAGACCUGGCAUGGUUUUGCCCCCAAAGCACCGCGGCCGUGUGUCGUGCCGUCGAGGGGUGUGACGAUCUCCCUCAGGACGACGAGGGAAAACAGGCUUUGUUAUGGCUGCUUGGGGUGCAUGGAGAUCAGAUCAGUAGCGCCCCCUAUGUGCUGGAGGGCUUCAUAGACGGACUAAGGAUGGAGAUCUCCUCUGCAGUGAAGACAGAACUUCUCACAGCAUCGCUGAAAUUAUUUCUGUCCCGUCCUGCAGAGACUCAGGACAUGCUGGGGCGUCUCUUACACUACUGUAUUGAGGAGGACAGUGAUAUGUGUGUGAGAGAUCGAGCUCUGUUGUACUACAGACUCCUGCAGUGUGGAGUAAACGAAACCCGCAAGGUUCUCCUGGGUCCAAAAUCAGACAUGUCCAUGACCAUCAUUACCGGGCGGACCGAGGAACCUGUCAAUCACUGGGCUUCCAGUUUCAACACGCUGGAUCCUCUUUUAGGAGCCGAGAGCCGCGCUCAGGACGUUCCUGCAGAGAUCUCUAAUGGAGAUGGAGAAAUCAAAAUAGAUGAUACGGAUCCAGCCUUUCAGAAUGGAACACUGAGGGAAGAAAGAGACACUGACGGCAUUCCUGAUGCCUCAGCAGAACCAGCGCUGUCUCUGAGUCCUCUGGUAUCCCAUGACGUUUUUGAAAAGCUGUGGAUGGAGCUGCAGGUGCUGCACCGUCAGUGUCUGGGCGUCCCUCGUCCCUCCGUCUCUCCCGACACUCUAAACUCCGCCUUCCAGCUGGUGAAGAUCCAGAUCUUGGCGUACAGCCGGAGCGACGCCCGUCCCUGGAAGCUCUACAUGUACAGCUGGAGUGGUGGCAGCGUGAUCCUCGCCGAGCUCCUGCAGGACGCUGCAGACGAGCCCCAUCGCCACGGCAACCUCAAACUGUCUAUCAAACAGCAUCCCGAGGAGCGAGAAGCCGUCGAAGGCUUCGUGUCUGUGGUCUUAAACGUCCUACGCACACUGAGCUCAGCCGACACAUCAUGAUGCGUUCACUUUCAAAGCUAUAGACUGUUCAUUUCAUCCAUAAUAAUCUUUUAAUUAAUAAAUUCAUUUGAGCUACA